UCACAGGAGAUGGAGAUUGAGAUGGACAUGGAGGACUGGGAGAAGCAAUCAAUCUACCAACUAACUACCAGCAUCACAGAGCUAAACGAGAAAGCCUACAUCCCUCAAGCAGUCUCUUUCGGUCCUUACCAUCACGGAAAAGCUCAUCUGCUGCCAAUGGAGAAGCACAAGGAACGAGCGAUGCGCCAUUUUCUAAAGAGAUCAAAUAAACCUCGGCAAGUGUUGAUUGAUUCCUUGGCAGAAGUGGUGAAGGAUUUAAAAUCCUCAUAUGCUGUGCUUCCAACAGAGUGGCAAGAAGACGACGACAAAUUCAUACAGCUGAUGAUCCUUGAUGGCUGUUUCAUGCUCGAAAUCUUGCAUAGCUAUGAAAAGACACCGAAAGACUAUGCUUCCAGCGACCCAAUCUUCAGCAGCCAUGGGAAGCUUUAUAUGAUCCCGUAUAUGAGGCGUGAUAUGUUGAUGCUCGAAAAUCAGUUGCCAAUGCUGGUUCUUGAAAGGCUCUUAGCUUGCGAGGCUGGACCAAACGAUGAGGAUAAUAAGCGUCUCAACGAGCUCAUACUGAAGUUAUUCUCUCCCAAUGAUAAGGUGACGCCAGCCCUGGGUAAAUGCCUUCAUGUUCUGGAGCUAUACAGGAAGAAUCUACUAGACGGAAAUACAGAUUCGAGGGUUGUUAAAGGAAGCUCUGGCGGUGUAAUUAUCCCAUCUGCAACAGAGCUUGAUGAAGCUGGAAUCCGGUUCAGGAAAAGUAAGACUACAAGCCUUGAGGACAUUUCGUUCAAAUGCGGAAUCCUCAAAUUCCCUCCUAUAACCGUGGAUGAUGGCACUGAAUCGAUGUUCUUGAAUCUGAUGGCCUUUGAGCGGUACCACAAUGGGGCAGGCAACCAGGUCACAUCCUAUAUCUUCUUCAUGGAUAAUAUCAUCGACACCGAAAAAGAUGUGGCGCUCCUAGAAUCAAGAGAUAUCAUAGAUAAUGCCUUGGGAAGUGACAAAGCUGUUGUUGAACUGUUCAGCACACUCUCUAAAGACAUAUCAGUGGACUCAGAUAACAAGCUACAUGUGGUACAAAACAACGUCAAAGAAUACUACAAGAAGUUCUGGAAUCGGUGGAGAGCCACUCUCUUUCACACCUAUUGCAGAAAUCCUUGGGUUCUUAUAUCCCUUGUAGCUGCCAUCUUCCUUUUUGCCGUCACCAUAGUCCAGACGGUCUAUACUGUCUAUCCUUAUUACAAAAACAACUCUCCCGGCCCUCCCCCAGCUGUUCCUCCUCCUCCACCUCUACCUCCACCUCCUAUGCUUAAUCCUCCACCACCGGUUUCCAGAAGAGGCGGUUUCCAUCGUCACAUAUAAAUCUGUUGCAUUUUAUUGGUUUGUUAGAUGCAUUGCUGGUCAAGGUUAUUGUUGAACAUUGACCAAGCUUAAUUUACUGUGUUAUAUAUUGUG
Tripterygium wilfordii is the source of this 1440-nucleotide messenger RNA. RefSeq names its product UPF0481 protein At3g47200-like. The record is from RefSeq and is a predicted model, not a curated record. Bases 10 to 1347 code for a protein of 445 amino acids. The transcript has 2 exons. NCBI's taxonomy places the organism in Eukaryota, Viridiplantae, Streptophyta, Magnoliopsida, Celastrales, Celastraceae.